CCAGACACAGACGGUUCAGUCGGUUCUCAGCUCGUAGGAGUCCACGGAGGAUUUAAUUAUUAUUUUAUUCAACAGAGCAGAACAAGUGGACAAACUGGUCAGAUCCUGCAGAGACCGAGUCUCCUGAGAGCUGAGAGGCUGCUGACGCGCAAAGAAAGGCGGUCCAUCACAGAGUGGCAUCAUGAGUGAUCGCUUCGACUGCAAAAACUGUAACGAGUCCCUGUAUGGACGCAAAUACAUCCAGGUGGAGGACAAGCCGCACUGCAUCCCCUGCUACGACUGCCUCUACGCCAACACCUGCCAGGAAUGUAAAGAAAUCAUCAGUCACAAUGCCAAGGAGCUCUUCUAUGAGAACAGACAUUACCAUGAGCACUGCUUUCGGUGUUUCCGCUGUGAGCGCUCUCUGGCUGACGAGCCCUUCACCAGCCAGGACAACUCGCUGGUGUGCAGCAGCUGCUACUGCAGCGAGUUUUCUUCCAAGUGUGUGGCCUGCGACAAGACAGUCAUGCCAGGAUCGAGGAUGUUGGAGUACGAUGGCUCCACGUGGCACGAGGACUGCUUUGUGUGCCACGGCUGUGAGAAGCCGAUCGGUGCCGAGGCUUUCAUCCCAGACAACAACAACUACUAUUGUGUGCCAUGCUACGAGGGGAGAUUUGCUCCUCGGUGCAGCCACUGCAAAAAGGCUCUGACUAAAGGAGGGGUGACUUAUAAGGACGAAGUGUGGCACAAAGAGUGUUUUUUCUGCACGGGCUGUAAAGCUCCAUUGGCCGGUCAGCCCUUCACCUCACAGGGAGAAAGUCCGUACUGUGUGAAGUGCUUCAGCAACCUCUAUGCCAAAAAGUGUGCAGGCUGCAACACGGCCAUCACAGGGUUUGGAGAUGGAAGGUACGUUUCUUUCGAGGACCGGCAGUGGCACCAGCCAUGCUUCAAGUGUUCACGCUGCUCUGUGUCGCUGGUGGGCUCCGGCUUCUUCCCGGACCGUGACCAGAUUCUGUGCGCAGACUGCAACGAUGACGACUGACCACCACCAAUGACACCUUUGACACCUGCACCUGAAACAGCAAAAUAGCACACACUGCUGACAGCAGCAGAGAAACUCAGUAACCUCAGCUUUACACACGAACGCAGCAAUAUUAGUAAUGCACUCACAGUGUAAAGCUUAUUCAAUUCAGAACUCUUAUCAACCUUUAGUAGAAAUGUCCUGAGAUUUCUAUAUAGGACUUUUUAUUUAGUUUAUGUUUUGCACAUCAAAGAAUGGUUUUAAAAAAACAGAACAUACUGUAUAUGUAAACCUUUAAGUUAAGCUCUUUGUUUACUCAUUAAAAACACUUUAUAACUUUUUACCAUUUUAUAACUUUUUUUAAUGAACCAAACAUUUAAUGCUGUGACCUAUUGGCAAACAUGUUUCUACUUUCUAAAAAUAUUUCAGUUUAUAAAACUGUCUUCAUUCUUCUCCCCCUGCCUGCUGUAUUUAAAAUUAUUUGUUGAAUACUGUUGCUUAAAUCAACAUUCACUGGCGUCCAUUCAAUUAAAAUGUCCUAAAACAAAGGAUGGUGUAGCCUAUAAAUUCACUGAUAAAU
Molecule: messenger RNA, 1580 nt
Organism: Monopterus albus (swamp eel)
Lineage: Eukaryota; Metazoa; Chordata; Actinopteri; Synbranchiformes; Synbranchidae
Product: four and a half LIM domains protein 3-like
Exons: 6
Coding region: 182-1021 (279 amino acids)
Biological process (GO): actin cytoskeleton organization
Cellular component (GO): stress fiber; Z disc; nucleus
Molecular function (GO): transcription coregulator activity; actin binding
Source: RefSeq, a predicted model, not a curated record